Messenger RNA from Exophiala oligosperma, 1260 nucleotides. Its product is annotated as copper amine oxidase 1. Bases 1 to 1260 code for a protein of 419 amino acids. Gene Ontology annotation, biological process: amine metabolic process. The transcript is spliced from 2 exons. NCBI's taxonomy places the organism in Eukaryota, Fungi, Ascomycota, Eurotiomycetes, Chaetothyriales, Herpotrichiellaceae. The record is from RefSeq and is a predicted model, not a curated record. Gene Ontology annotation, molecular function: copper ion binding; quinone binding; primary methylamine oxidase activity.
AUGCUGCUUCCGUACCUCGAAGCAGAGCAUCUUCGGCAGACACUGCCCCAGCGACCAUGUCGAGAAGCAAUGGUUCAAUUCUUUUCGGGCACAUCUGAGCACUUUUACGAAGUCGUCGUUGAUUUGGAACGGGCCAGCAUCGUCUCCGAGAAAGAUCUCCGGGGAUAUCACUCUUACACCGAUUUUGAAGAGCAGACCUGCCUGGAGCAGUCGUGCCUACACGACGAUCGGAUCCUGAAGGCGAUCGUAAAAUUUGAUUUGCCCGAAGGCGCCGUCAUCAGCGUCGAGCCUUGGACUUACGCACCCGACGGAGUAGAAAAUGCCACACAGAGAUUGACCAUGGUAUCAAGGAUCCCGGAAGCUAUUUGCAAAGCCUCUCGUCCCACCCUGACGCAAGCCACUUCAUGUGUCCUCUUGAUUUCUGCGCCGAAGUUUCCGAUACUGGUAUGCUGCCACGAAGUCGACGACGGUAUUCUCUGGAAGCAUGCCAAUUGUCGGACACAGAAUGCUGUCGUCGCCAAAUCGAGGGUCCUCAUCUUGCAGACUAUCAUCACUGUGGCGAAAUACGAAUAUAUCAUCGCAUUCCACUUCACGCAGGCGGCGAGUAUUCGGUACGAAGUUCGUGCAACAGGCAUUCUCUCCACGGCACCGAUCGAAAUAAACGAGCAAGUGCCGUACGGAAAGGUGGUCGCGCCUGGUGUCAUGGCACCCUACCACCAACAUCUAUUCUCGCUCCGUAUUGAUCCAUGGCUUGACGGCCAGAAGAGCUCGUUCUCUACUUCUGAGUCCGUUCCAAUGCCUCUAGAUCAAGACACGAGUCCCUUUGGCGUUGGCUACAGGACUCGCGGCAGCAUCAUCGAGUCCGAGUCAGCCCGUGACCUCGACAUCACAAAAGCACGGACAUUUCGCGUACUUAAUGAAAAGUCGAUCAAUCCCAUGUCGGACCGGACGGUAGGUUACGAGAUUGUUCCCAGUCCAGCUCAGAUGCUGCUGGCACAUCCGUCUUCGUUCCACAGCAGACGAUCCGAAUUCGCAGAUCACGCUUUCUGGGUGACACGCUACCAUGAUGGAGAGCUAUUCGCCGCGGGAGAUCAUACCAUGCAAUCCCAAGGUGGUCAGGGCAUCGCCUCGUGGAUCAAAGGCGAAAGAUCCGUAGGACCUUCUGGGACAAGUAUAUCAUCGUCAAGGGCCUCUCAGUGUAGAAGACGAGGAUAUAGUAGUGUGGCACACUUUCGGCACCACCCACAAUCCACGGGUUGA